Messenger RNA from Olea europaea var. sylvestris, 631 nucleotides. Its product is annotated as glutaredoxin-C4, chloroplastic-like. NCBI's taxonomy places the organism in Eukaryota, Viridiplantae, Streptophyta, Magnoliopsida, Lamiales, Oleaceae. The transcript has 4 exons. Bases 127 to 450 code for a protein of 107 amino acids. Gene Ontology annotation, cellular component: cytoplasm. Gene Ontology annotation, molecular function: glutathione disulfide oxidoreductase activity. Gene Ontology annotation, biological process: cellular response to oxidative stress. The record is from RefSeq and is a predicted model, not a curated record.
AGGUUCAAUCGUUGCUUUUGUCGCGUUCAAUCCACUUUCAUAUUUCCUCUUCUUCUUUCAUUUUGCUUCUCAUUCUGCCAGAGAAGAGUUAGAAGGACUUGAAAAGUAAUCGGCGAAGGGUGAGUAAUGGCGCUACCCAAGGCUAAGGAAAUUAUAGCUACCAAUCCCGUCGUUGUCUUCAGCAAGUCAUACUGUCCCUUCUGCGUGAGCGUGAAGAAAUUGUUGACGGAGAUUGGUGCUUCCUUCAAGGCUAUUGAACUGGACACAGAGAGUGAUGGGAGUGAUAUACAAUCUGCACUGGCUGAAUUGUCUGGACAACGCACCGUGCCCAAUGUCUUUAUUAGUGGCAAGCAUAUUGGUGGCUGCGAUGCAACAACUGCUAUGCACAAGGGUGGAAAUCUUGUCCCGCUGCUAACUGAAGCUGGAGCGCUUGCCACAUCUUCUGCUUAAAGGACUUUAGAAUUGCCUUCCUGCUAAAGGCGUUGAACAAUUAUAUUUCUCCUUUUCUUUUGGUUCUAUCUUUGCUAUUGACUCUUCUGAAGUCUCUCCAAAUUGUUAAGAAGUUGUGAAUUGAUAUGAUGUCUAAUGUGGAUAAUAUAAGAAUAUCCGAAUACAUAAUUCAUUAGGCGAA